This is a messenger RNA of Pseudomyrmex gracilis, 880 nucleotides long. RefSeq lists its product as uncharacterized. The transcript has 3 exons. NCBI's taxonomy places the organism in Eukaryota, Metazoa, Arthropoda, Insecta, Hymenoptera, Formicidae. The record is from RefSeq and is a predicted model, not a curated record. Bases 117 to 578 code for a protein of 153 amino acids. Gene Ontology annotation, biological process: regulation of synaptic transmission, cholinergic; sleep; positive regulation of voltage-gated potassium channel activity.
AAUGACGUCAAGUGCGUACUACUACGUGCAGUGCGCGUGUUCCAAGUAGUAGAAGAACGACGCAUCAGUUACUCGCUCCGAAAAGAAAAUUCGACCGAGCGACGUAACGAAAAAUCAUGCGCACCAAUAUCGCGGAUGUAUUAUGUGUAUUGUUGCUGUUUUUUGCAGCAGCAACGGAGGCGAUACGCUGUUUUCAAUGCAGCUCUGAUACCGAUCCGAAAGGUGAAGAUCUUUGUGGAGCCUAUGCCACAUUUGACAAAGAGCGAAAUGUGCCUAUUGAAUGCAGCAGCGAAGAAUCACACAUGCCUGGCACAUUUUGCGUCAAAUACACGGAACAAAGCCCACGUGGUUUUAUUUGGGACGGAAGAUGGCGACAGGUAAUUAGACGAUGUGCCUCCGUCUCUAGCACAGGAGUUACAGGAGUCUGUAAUUGGGGCGUUCGCGAGAACGGUAUUUACUGGCAGGAGUGUUAUUGCUCUGAAGACUCGUGCAAUGCAGCAUCCAGUCUAGUGUCCACAACACUAUCACUACUUAUCACCGCGUGCGGUGUCGUUAUUACGUUGUUUUAUUUUAUAUGAAUAAAAAAUAGGUGUCCAGAUUUUAUUUCGAGAGAUGAAAACAGUGGACAAUCAGAAAAGAUCAAUGUAAGAACGAUGUAAUAUGUGGACCAUUGUUGUUGUAACAAAAUAUCAGAUCGCGCGAAAGUAAUAACCCCGAAAACUAUAAUUCAAAUGUAUGCUUUGAGGAUCUCGGAGUCGGUUGUUUUUUAACAAAGUUACAAAUGAAAAGUCCAGCAUAUAAACUAUUUUGCUGUUUUUUAUUCAAAGUUUUUAUUUAAAGUUUAUUCUUAAUUUAUUGCAUAUAGUUUUUAAAGGAAACA